Anoplopoma fimbria (sablefish) is the source of this 721-nucleotide messenger RNA. Its product is annotated as high affinity cGMP-specific 3',5'-cyclic phosphodiesterase 9A-like. Gene Ontology annotation, molecular function: 3',5'-cyclic-GMP phosphodiesterase activity. The coding region runs from base 60 to 593 and encodes 177 amino acids. Lineage: Eukaryota; Metazoa; Chordata; Actinopteri; Perciformes; Anoplopomatidae. Gene Ontology annotation, biological process: cGMP catabolic process. The transcript has 5 exons. The record is from RefSeq and is a predicted model, not a curated record.
CAAAAACAUGUGUGGAUAAUACCAGCUCUCAGUGGUGUCACUGGUUUCUCGUCCUGCAGAUGUACGGGCUCAUCUGGCUGACUGACCUCCGGAGUAAAAUAGCCAGAAUCGACCUGUUGAUCAUGUUGACCUCGGCUCUGUGCCACGACCUCGACCACCCGGGCUACAGCAACGUCUACCAGAUCAACGCUCGGACCGACCUGGCUCUUCGCUACAACGACAUCUCGCCGCUGGAGAACCACCACUGUGCCGUCGCCUUCGGCAUCAUGUCCAAGCCAGAGUGCAACAUCCUGAAGAACCUGAGCAGCGAUCAGUACAAAAACAUCCGAGGAGGAAUGAUCAGAUGCAUUCUGGCCACCGACAUGGCGAGACACAACGAAAUCCUCAACAAGUUCAAAAGCAUUCAGCCGGUGUUCAACUUCACCAACAAGGAGCACAAGGAAGUGCUGAUGAAGAUCAUGGUGAAGGUGAGCGACAUCUCCAACGAGGCGAGGCCGAUGGCGGUGGCCGAGCCCUGGCUGGACUGUCUGCUGCAGGAGUUCUUCAACCAGGUUCUCUACUCUCCCUUUACUGAUCAAUACACAAAGAAUUAAAGAAACGUUCUUCUACAAUACAACCUGUUGUUGUUGUUGUUGUUGUGCAGAGCGACUCAGAGAAACUCAAAGGGCUCCCGGUGACUCCCUUCAUGGACCGAGACAAAGUGUCCAAACCGUCCUCUCAG